AUGACUAAGUUGGCACUGGGGGAGAAGAAGAGGUGUGCGGAGCCUGCACAACGUUCUGACAAAGAAAAUUUGCAGGAAGAGGGCAAAUCAAGUGGAGAGAGAGGUUGCCAGAGAAGAGCAAGGGACUUCUGCAACCCAGACCCUUGUGGAAAAAAAACGGCUAGAUGUGUUGCUUUAUAUAGCAGUUUUACCUGCCAGUGCCAAUAUGGAUUCUACUAUAGCAACGGGAAUUGUCAUGCAGCGAAAAUAUUCCCAGGGGUCAUUACACUGAAAAAACCUUACAGUAGCAGUGUUCAAAUCAUAAAUUCUCCGGAAUAUGAAGAAGUGUUCAAAAAUAUAACAACUUUGUUUAAGGAUAUCCUCAAAGAUUUAGAUGGCUUUGCAGAUACUGUCAUCGUGCAAAUUCACUCAAAUGUAACCAAUGAAACAGCUACUGACAUAAUAUCUGCAGUACGUGCUGCAAUACAAAAUUUGGCCUAUGUCUCUGACUACAGAGCUACAACGUAUUGUGCUGCUUUUAACUGUGAUGACCAAACCACAACCUGCAAAGAAGCUGAGUAUCCAGAAUGUGUAUGCAAAAGUGGUUUUACAAAGACAGAAUGGGAUGAACGUUCUUGUUCAGGGUGCAGUGAAAGCUGUUCUUCAGAACACGGCAAGUACUGUGAAAUAGUAGGAGCGGUUCCAACAUGCAAAUGCAUGCCUAACUAUGAAAACAAGACUGGUAACUGUGUACCUUGUCCAGUGGGCUACUCUGGGGACAACUGCGAGAACAAUACAGAACUCAUCCUUAUAACAGUGGGUACAGUGUUUGGAGCCAUAAUCCUGAGUUUGCUGAUAGCAGUCUCUAUUGUUUCAGUAAGAAACAAACACAGGCAAGAUCCAGAGCAGAAAAGACUGAUAAAGACAGGAUAUUCCAACUCAAAUACCUACGCUGAUAGACAGAACACGAUGUUCCCCAGAGUCCAGACCACUUCCGGCCACGUGAACCCAGGGUAUCAGCCAAACAACCCAUACGAGAAGCAUUCCACAAACAAAGGUCAAUUUCCUGAGAGAGAUUAUGAUGAUUUGUAUGAAGCAUCACAGGGACAUGGUGGCUUUAGGAUGCAGAGCAAAUAUUAA
Nestor notabilis (Kea) is the source of this 1119-nucleotide messenger RNA. RefSeq names its product mucin 13, cell surface associated (gene MUC13). Bases 1 to 1119 code for a protein of 372 amino acids. The transcript has 11 exons. NCBI's taxonomy places the organism in Eukaryota, Metazoa, Chordata, Aves, Psittaciformes, Psittacidae. The record is from RefSeq and is a predicted model, not a curated record.